AGCGGCAUCCAGCCAACAUGAGUCGAGCAUCCCCACAUGGACGCUGAGGCUGAGUACCCUUCAAGACUCACUUGAAGCAGGACGCCUCUUUGCAAAUCCUUUACGCAAGUCAUGAGAGUGGUCUAAGCGUGUGUGUUUCAUUUCGCACGUAGAUAUAUCUUCUGUCUGAAGCUCAAGCACGGUUUGGUUUGAGAGUUUCUUUGAAGCUUCAAGUUUUUCUUAUUCCUUGGUGCAGCGUCUCAAGGCUGCGAAGAAGGAAGUGUUUCAGCUGCGUAUGGCUUGGUUCAUACUUGUUGCUCGUAUUUCUUAAUCCCGCCCUCCCGCCUCCAUCGCGCCUCAAAUACAUCCACGCCCCGCUUCAACUCUUAAGACCCGCUUCGAUUCCCAUUCCUCGGAAUACCGAGUCACUCUUCUGAAUCACAAUGGCUCCAACACCGGUGGACACUCAACCUGAAAAGCCCCAACCAACCUCUGAACCGGAGCAGAAAUCAUGGUCGACUGGAACCAUCAUCAUGGGCUCAGUCUUCCUAUUCCUCGCCGUCUCCCUCAUCGUCACCCUCGUUGCUUUCUGGUUCCAUAAACGCGCAGAGCGCAACAAACUCCCUCCGGAAAAGCGCCCGUCCUCGUACCACCCCUUCCGCACACAAUCGUCCGACAAGAGCAGCCUCCUCGCGAACGCAGCACCCAGCCCCGAAGACGACAAGUCGAGCAUGUUCAGCCGCGACCGGAGCACCAGCGUAUCACUCUAUGUCGAUACGGAUGUCGUGGACAAGAGAGCGAGCAUGGAGAACGUGAGCUUGAUUCCUCUCCAUAUUACGCCUGCAGAGGAAACACACGAUCCCAUGGACAGGACUACAAGUGUGGGAAGCAGAGUCAGCGCACUGAGUAGAGGGAGCAGCAGAUACAGCACUGGUGCAAGCAGCUUGGCGCUCAGCCCGAUACAGCAGAAUGAGGAUGGUGAUCUAGGGACGAGUUCAAGGCCUAGGAGUACGAGCACAACAAGCAUGCGCUAUUACUCUACCACUCCUACCGAUAGGGAGUCGGCGCCGCAGAUACCAAAGAUUGUGCACACGCCGUCGGAGUAGCCACUGAGCCGGACGGAGAAGAGGGGGUUUGAAGGCUCGAAGGCGCGGUGUCUACAGACUGGUUCCUUGUGGGGAAAUGGGAGCAGAGGGGGGUGUUUCCUACGUCUUCAUGUCUCACUGUUUUCAGCAUGACCUUUUCCAAUCUCGCAUUGCUGCUAUUUCAUGUUUCCUAUUGCUUCUAAUUCCAGAAUGUCUUUUGAGCAUCAUAA
Trematosphaeria pertusa is the source of this 1294-nucleotide messenger RNA. RefSeq lists its product as uncharacterized. Lineage: Eukaryota; Fungi; Ascomycota; Dothideomycetes; Pleosporales; Trematosphaeriaceae. Bases 423 to 1085 code for a protein of 220 amino acids. The transcript has a single exon. The record is from RefSeq and is a predicted model, not a curated record.